AUGCCGGAGACCACACACGUGACGAAUGAUGCUGCGGUGCCACAGAAGCACAUUGUGGAAAAGCCUCAUUUAAUGGAUUUAUUCCGCAGCUCGGCUUCCUUUGCAAAAAUUAUUGCUUAUUUGCAGGGAUGUUCAGACUCCGUCAAUGGGACACCGCGAAGUGCGAGAAUGGUGCAGAAGGCAUCGGAGCUUCAUCCGACAGUCCGCUUCUUCGUCGAGACGUUUUUCCCGCACCUUCACAAGAUUGUUGAGGAAGUGCCACUGCAGGACAUGAAACAACAGCGGUUUGGCAAUAGGGCAUUCCGUGUCUUUCACGAGCGUCUUGAAGCAGAUGUUGGCGGGCUGAUGCAGCAGCUGGUGUUAACACUGCCAGCGAGGUUGGGUGAGAGAAGUGAGGAGGAGCAGCGCUGUCUUGCCGUGGAACUGGCAGAGUACAUUAAAGACUCCUUUGGUAACAGUACCCGCAUCGACUACGGUACGGGACACGAACUACACUUUUUCGUUGUUAUUAUGAUAUGCCUGGAGGAAUGCGGUGAUGCUGGCGGCACGCUGCAGGCGGAGCCGACGACAAUUGUCUCGCUCAACUUCCCACAGCCAGCGCCGGUUCUGGUGGACAAAAGAGACCGUGUUUGCCGACUGCGACAGGGCAUGGUGUUCGAUGUGUUUGGUGCCUACCUCACCUUCAUGCGGCGGCUGCAGAAGCACUACCACCUGGAGCCCGCGGGAUCGCACGGGGUGUGGGGGCUUGACGACUAUCACCACCUCCCCUUCAUCUUCGGUGCUGCGCAGCUGAUCGGAAAGGAGGUGCCACACAAGACCGACGACAGCGGCAAUGGAAAGGGGUACGGCGCCAUCCUGCCAAAACACGUCUGUGAGGAAAACGCAGUCCGACUACACGCGGACGAAUACUUUUACUUUGCCCAAGUUGCCUGGGUGCGGGAGAAUAAGACAGGCCCCUUUUUUGAGCACAGCAGCAUGUUGUACAACAUCAGUGGCGUAGAAAGCUGGCAGAAGAUAUAUGCCGGCAUGAUAAAAAUGUACGCCGCGGAGGUUUUGUCAAAGUUCAACGUUGUGCAGCAUCUCCUGUUCGGCACCCAUUUGCCGUGGCCGCCGGAUGUGUAG
Messenger RNA from Trypanosoma cruzi, 1122 nucleotides. Its product is annotated as protein phosphatase 2A, regulatory subunit B, putative. Gene Ontology annotation, cellular component: protein phosphatase type 2A complex; cytoplasm; nucleus. The coding region runs from base 1 to 1122 and encodes 373 amino acids. Gene Ontology annotation, biological process: mitotic spindle organization. The transcript has a single exon. Gene Ontology annotation, molecular function: peptidyl-prolyl cis-trans isomerase activity; protein tyrosine phosphatase activator activity. NCBI's taxonomy places the organism in Eukaryota, Euglenozoa, Kinetoplastea, Trypanosomatida, Trypanosomatidae. The record is from RefSeq and is a predicted model, not a curated record.